Messenger RNA from Boleophthalmus pectinirostris (great blue-spotted mudskipper), 10097 nucleotides. RefSeq names its product collagen alpha-3(VI) chain-like. The coding region runs from base 183 to 10097 and encodes 3304 amino acids. The record is from RefSeq and is a predicted model, not a curated record. The transcript has 19 exons. NCBI's taxonomy places the organism in Eukaryota, Metazoa, Chordata, Actinopteri, Gobiiformes, Gobiidae.
CCACAGCCCUCUUGGUUUGGGACCUGGAGGGUCUAAAAAAAAUCUUCUCCUCUCCGGACCCUACCUCCUGCUCAACCAUCUUUUGGGACAAUUCACCUUGCAAUAAUUUACUUCUCCCCCCCAAAUACAGUGGAAUAUUUCUACUUGCCCUCAGGGUGUCCCCGUUGGUAAAGUGAGAGAAGAUGCAGCACAGGGUCUUACUGCUCUGUGCCCUUCUGGGUUUACUGCUUAUAGGACUCCCCCCAAACCUCAAAGCUCAGGAUGCCUUGGCUGUUGGACAAAGAGACAUAAUUUUCCUCCUUGACACCACUAUGGGUGCCACCCUGCUCAACGCCGCCCGUGACUUCAUUCGGCGUUUUGUCAGCUCCAUGCCCAUUGGUCCAGACCAAGUCCAGGUCGGUAUUGCCCAAUUCAGCACUAACACCCAAAUCGAGAUGGACUUGAACACCCAUGGGUCCCGGGACGCUUUGGUGGCUGCACUGGGACGUUUAAGAACGAGACCUGGCCAAACUGUCAACAUUGGAGCAGCGUUGGAUUUUGUGAGGACAAACAUGAUUAGACCAGACAAAGGCAGUCGUCUUCGCCAAGGGGUGCCCCAACUUGUUCUGCUCAUGACCACAAAAAGAUCCAGUGAUAGUGUGGAUGAGGCAGCCAGAGCACUCCAGCAAAUGGGGGUUUUAACUCUGGCAGCUGGGUCAAAAGCAGCCGAUGAAGAGGAGCUGAAGAGAAUUGCUUUCACUGACAGUGUUGCGUUUAUGCUGAGGGAUUUCCGUGUCCUGUUGAGAAAUCCAAGAAUCAUUGUGAAUGUUCUUUCAUCUCUGUCUGGGACUGUUUUGACAGAGGGAACCACAGAGACAAUUGUGGAAAUAACAACAGUGGAGACACGAAAAGUUGUCAGAGACUUUGUAUUCCUGGUGGAUGGCUCUAAUUAUGUUGGUGCCACUAACUUUCCUUACGUGCGGGACCUUAUCAUCAACAUAGUAAACCAGCUGGAUGUCCGUCCUGAUAGAGUGCAAAUUGGCCUCCUCCAAUAUGCAGAGGACCCUAAGAUUGAAUUCUACCUGAACAGCUACAGCAGCAGGGAGGAUGUGGUGAAUAAAACCAACCAACUGUCACUGCUUGGAGGGUCUGUCCUUAACACUGGAAAAGCCUUGGACUAUGCUUUCAAAAACAUGUUCAAACCAUCUACAGGGUCACGAAGGAGACAGGGCGUCCAACAAGUCUUGGUACUCAUCACGGGUGGACCAACACAGGAUUCAGUUAAAACUGUGGCUGAUCAGAUGGCUCUAGCGGGAGUGCUUACCUUCACUGUUGGUUCAGGGCAAGCUGAUGUCAGUAUGUUGAACAGCGUGGCCUUUGUUCCAGACCUGGCCUAUCACGAGACCUACUUCUCAAAUUUACCAGCCCUGUCAGAGCAAAUGCUCCCUAAACUGACAAUAGUGGUUGGGGACACUAGUACAGUUACAACAUUCCCUGGAGAAAUUGCCUUGGCUGUUGGACAAAGAGACAUAAUUUUCCUCCUUGACACCACUAUGGGUGCCACCCUGCUCAACGCCACCCGUGACUUCAUUCGGCGUUUUGUCAGCUCCAUGCCCAUUGGUCCAGACCAAGUCCAGGUCGGUAUCGCCCAAUUCAGCACCAACACCCGAAUCGAGAUGGACUUGAACACCCAUGGGUCCCGGGACGCUUUGGUGGCUGCACUGGGACGUUUAAGAACGAGACCUGGCCAAACCGUCAACAUAGGAGCAGCGUUGGAUUUUGUGAGGACAAACAUGAUUAGACCAGACAAAGGCAGUCGUCUUCGCCAAGGGGUGCCCCAACUUGUUCUGCUCAUGACCACAAAAAGAUCCAGUGAUAGUGUGGAUGAGGCAGCCAGAGCACUCCAGCAAAUGGGGGUUUUAACUCUGGCAGCUGGGUCAAAAGCAGCCGAUGAAGAGGAGCUGAAGAGAAUUGCUUUCACUGACAGUGUUGCGUUUAUGCUGAGGGAUUUCCGUGUCCUGUUGAGAAAUCCAAGAAUCAUUACGGAUACUCUUUCGUCUCUGUCUGGGACUGUUGUGACAGAGGGACCCACAGAGACAAUUGUGGAAAUAACAACAGUGGAGACACGAAAAGUUGUCAGAGACUUUGUAUUCCUGGUGGAUGGCUCUAAUUAUGUUGGUGCCACUAACUUUCCUUACGUGCGGGACCUUAUCAUCAACAUAGUAAACCAGCUGGAUGUCCGUCCUGAUAGAGUGCAAAUUGGCCUCCUCCAAUAUGCAGAGGACCCUAAGAUUGAAUUCUACCUGAACAGCUACAGCAGCAGGGAGGAUGUGGUGAAUAAAAUCAACCAACUCUCGCUGCUUGGAGGGUCUGUCCUUAACACUGGAAAAGCCUUGGACUAUGCCCUCAAAAACAUGUUUAAACCAUCUACAGGGUCACGAAGGAGACAGGGCGUCCAACAAGUCUUGGUACUCAUCACGGGUGGACCAACACAGGAUUCAGUUAAAACUGUGGCUGAUCAGAUGGCUCUAGCGGGAGUGCUUACCUUCACUGUUGGUUCAGGGCAAGCUGAUGUCAGUAUGUUGAACAGCGUGGCCUUUGUUCCAGACCUGGCCUAUCACGAGACCUACUUCUCAAAUUUACCAGCCCUGUCAGAGCAAAUGCUGACUAAACUGACAACAGUGGUUGGGGACACUAGUACAAUUACAACAUUCCCUGGAGAAAUUGAGGGAAGAGAUGUUGCCUUCCUUAUUGAUGGCACAGACAGUGUGCGGGCAGAUUUCCCAUACAUCCAGGAUUUUAUCAUUAAAGUCAUUGAGCCACUUGAAGUAAGCGCUGACAAAGUUCGAAUUGCCGUUGUCCAACACAGCGAAAAGCCACAAGCCACCUUUUACCUAAACACUUACCAGACCAAAGAUGAAGUGGUACGAGCCAUCAAUAACAUGAGAGUGGUUGGUGGUCGCAGUCUCAACACUGGCUCUGCUUUGGCAUUCAUGAAGAAUACUGUGCUGUCUGAAAGGCAGGGAAGCAGAGCUGCACAGGGCGUACCACAAUUCCUCAUUGUACUGUCCGCGAGCAGGUCUAGAGACAGUGUGAAGGAGUCUGCGGGGGCACUAAAGACUGAUGGAGUGGUGCCUUUUGGGGUCGGAGUAAAGGACGCAGACCCAAGGCAGAUGGAGGCCAUAUCUCACAACCCUUCGUUCGCCUUCAAAGUGAAGGACUUUAGCGAGCUCAACACGGUGCCUGGAAGACUCAACACCUAUGUGAACUUGCCCAAAGAGGAGCUGCAAGUCGUGCUACAGCAAGUUCAUACUAGCGAUGCUGUUAAAAAAGAUAUUGUGUUCCUACUGGAAGGCUCUGAUAACACAAGAAAUGGCUUCCCACAAAUACAGCAGUUUGUCAAAAGCAUAGUGGAACGCUUGUCUAUUGAUGACGGCAAGGACAGAGUUGCUGUGGUCCAAUAUGCUGAUACACCCACGGUAGAGUUCCACCUGUCUACAUACAAAGAUAAAAGUAAUUUGAUGGGUGCCAUUGACAAACUAAGGCACAAAGGUGGAACAGAUGUUAAUAGCGGUGCGGCCAUGCGUUUCACACGACUUAUGGUUUUCACUUCCUCAUGGGGUAGUAGGCGACUUGAAGGUGUGCCCCAGAUUUUGGUUGUUCUGACUAGUCAACCAUCUGAUGAUAAUAUCAAAACUCCGGCGUUUGCACUAAAAGAACAUGAGAUUAUGGCUGUGGGUGUCGGAGUGGGAGAUGCAGAUCGGCCUGAACUGGAAGUCAUUGCAUUUAAACCCAAUAUGGUUUACAUGGUGAAUGACUAUGGCAUGCUGAGUCAAAUCCAGUCACACGUUAUCCCCACUCUAGACUUGAAAAAAGACACCAAGGAAGCAUUGAAUGGGAUCUCUGACUUAGUAGUUGACACAGGAGGUGAUAGGAGAGACAUAGUAUUUUUGGUUGAUGGUUCGGAUGACUCCAGAAAUGGCCUCCCAGCAAUUCGUGAAUUCAUCCGACGAAUGGUAGAGGAUAUAGAGGAUGAAGUGAUCCGUGUGGCUGUUGUACAAUACAGCGAUGACACCAAAGCUUGCUUCAAUUUGAACUCUCACAAAACCAAAAGUGCCAUUGUCUAUGCUGUUAGAGUUGAAUUAGAGUCUGCUCAAAGAGACAUUGUAUUUUUGUUGGAUGGCUCUGAUGAAACUCUGGGCAUGUUCCCAAUGAUGCAACAUUUUGUUCAAAGUAUGGUAGAGUCACUCAAUGUCGGUGAGAAUACCGACCGUGUGUCUGUGGUACAAUACAGUGACCAACCAGAAACCGAAAUCAAUUUGAAUACCUACUUUGACAAACAGGAUGUUCUUGAGGCUGUCCAAAACAUGAUCCAUAUGGGAGGUGAAGGGAGAAGCACAGGGGCUGCUCUGGAAUAUGUGAAAAAAGAUGUCUUUACCUCAACAAUGGGAAGUAGAAAUCAAGAUGGUGUCCCACAAAUACUGGUAUUGUUGACUGGGGGUAAAUCCAGUGAUGAUGUGACCAAUGCUGCUGCUGCUCUAAAGCAAGAGAGAGUCAUGCCAUUUUGUGUGGGCACCAGAAAUGCUGAUAUACUGGAGCUGCAGAAUAUUGCACAUAUACCAUCAUAUACCUUCACUGUGCCUCAAUUUGACACUGGCAGCACCCCCCAACAACUGGUGUCUUUGAUUAAAAAAGUCCCACGGCAGCCAAGGCAAAUUCCAGAGACUGUAAUAAGAUCAGGUUCUCCAGAUUUUCUGCUUCAGUCGAUGCAGCGUGAUUUUGUAUUCUUACUGGACACUUCAGAUGAAACACUCACUGAAUUUGACUCAAUGAUUGGCUUUGUUAAGACCAUUAUCCAGAGUGUGAAUGUGCAGAGGAACAAUGAUCGUGUUGCAUUGGUUCAGUACAGCGCUGAGCCUUCAGUCAAUUUUUACCUGAACUCUUACCAAACUUAUGAAACUGUGACAGAGGCUUUGCAUAAUGUACGACACAAAGGUGGCAGAGCACGCAACACUGGCAAAGCAAUUCAGUUUGUUAAAGAUAAUGUAUUCACUUCCUCAUCUGGGAGCAGACAUCAAAUGGCUGUUCCUCAAGUUUUGGUGCUUAUAACUGGUGGAAGAUCCAGUGAUGAUUUCAGAAAUGCAGUUGCAAGUUUGAAAGCUAUGGGAGUGAUUGUAUUCGUGUUGGGAACAAAGAAAGCAGAUGUGCUGGAGAUGCAGUCUGUUUCUCAUAAGCCGGAAUAUGCAUUGAUUGCCACAGAUCCAAGAGAGCUUUCAGGUAUUGAGCAGCUCAUAAAGUCCGCUACACAAAAGGUUGAAGCUUCUGCCAUAAGACCACCUUCAAUUGAUAUUACAGAUAACAUAAAAAGAGAUGUUUUGUUUCUUCUGGAUGGUUCUGAUGAUUCUCGUGCAAUGUUUGAAGACAUAAAAGACUUUGUGAAAUACAUAUUGCCAGAACUUAACAUUGGUCCAAAUGAAGACAGGGUAGCAGUGGUUCAGUUCAGUAAUACAACGCAAACUGAGUUUGACUUUAACAAGUACUCCACAUCGGAUGAUAUUGGUAAAGCAGUGACAGCCCUAAAACACAAAAGGGGCUAUCCUCAUUAUAUUGGACAGGCACUCCAGCAUGUAAAGGACAAUAUGCUUACAACUGGAUCAGGAAGUAGAAUUGAUGAAGGUGUUCCACAGAUACUUAUACUAAUAUAUGGAGGAAGAUCCCAAGAUGACAUUCGGACACCAGCUAAAAUGCUCAAAGAAACUGGUGUGAUUUCAAUUGCAAUCGGGACCUCUGAUGCAGACACCAUUGAGCUGCAAACAAUAGCUCAUGAGCCUAAAUAUGCACUGUCUAUUGAUGACUAUGAGGAGAUUAUUAGCAUCAGACAACAGGUAUUGUCUUUGAUGAAUGCGCACAGUGUCCAACCAAUUGCUCCAACGAAAGUCAUAGGUAAGAUUGAUGUAGUAUUUCUUAUUGAUGGAUCAUAUGACUCAAGAAAUGGCUUUGAACAGUUAAGAAACUUCAUUAAAACCACGGUUGAGACCAUGAACAUAGACGAUAACCAAGAUCAAGUUGCUGUUGUUCAGUAUCAUCGUGAUCCUACUGCCAAUUUCUAUUUGAAUUCAUACUCAAGUAAAAAUGAUGUGCUGAGCUCUGUCAGAACAAUGAGGCACAAACUCGGAAGGCCACUGAAUCUUGGCAAAGCACUGGAGUUUGUGAGAAGUAAUGUUUUUGCCGCAGAGGUUGGAGGAAGACGUGAUCAAAUGGUGCCUCAGUACCUUUAUGUGUUCAGCGGUGGCAGGUCUAGUGAUGAUGUGAGAGGAGCUGCCCAGUCACUCCGAGAUAAUGGCAUUAAGACUGUAAGCAUUGGAACAAGCAAUGCUGAUACUCUGGAAAUGCAAACAGUGGCCCAUACACCAGCACAUUAUAUUUCUGUGUCAAAUUUUAACAACUUGCAAAACCUUAACCAAAGGAUUGAGGCUGUUCUGAGUGGCAUUCCAGAAUCAACUGAGUUUCCACCUGUAGUUGGUUCUAGGUCCAUUAUGAAAAGAGAUGUUGUCUUUCUCAUUGAUGGAUCAGACGAUGUCAGAAAUAAAUUCUCUUCAAUGAGAGAUUUUGUGGCUAAAGUUGUCACCACAUUUGAGAUUGACGAUGGAAAAGAUAGGGUGGCUGUUGUUCAGUAUAGCAGCAAAGCUGAGCAAAGUUUCAGCCUGAAUACUUAUACCACAAGGGAGGAGGUCUUAAGGAACAUUGCAAACCUAAAACCAAAAGGUGGACGGCCACAAUAUAUUGGGGCAGCAUUGCAGCAUGUAAUUGAUAAGGUUUUUAUUUCAAAUGCUGGAAGUCGAAAAAAUGAAGGUGCCAAACAAAUUCUUAUCAUUUUGGCUGGUGGAAGGUCAAGAGAUUCCCCAAGAGGGCCAGCAACUGCUCUUAAAGCUGCAGGAGUAGAAAUGUAUGCUCUUGGAUCAAAAACGGCAAAUUCACAAGAAAUGCAAAUGAUUGCAUCCAAUCCAAACUACACAUAUUCAGUCCCUGAUUUUGUAAAUCUUCCUUUAGUGCAUCAAAGUUUAGUGGCCUACCUCUCUCAAUAUGAAGAAGUGGAAGAUGUUAAAAUAGAGUCGAGACAAACAUCAGGAAGAGAUGUUGUUUUCUUGUUGGAUGGAUCUGAUGGUACUAGAAAUGAAUUCCCGGCCAUGCAAAACUUUGUCCAGAGAAUGGUAGAGAGACUGAAUGUGGAUGAAAACAGAGAUCGUGUGUCAGUGGUUCAGUACAGCAGAGAUCCUGCUGUCCAGUUCUACCUGAACACUUACUCAACAAAAGGAGAAGUCCUUGGCACAAUCAGAGGUUUGAGGCACAAAGGUGGAAGACCCCUGAACACUGGUGCAGCACUUCAGUACUUGAAGGAUAACAUCUUCACGGCCUCUGCUGGAAGCAGGCGCCAAGAAGGAGUGCCACAAGUGUUGAUAUUGUUAAGCGGUGGCAGGUCUAAUGACAGUGUUGAUGCACCGGCGUCUGCUCUCAAACAAAUGGGUGUCUUGACAUUUACAAUUGGAACCAGAAACACAGACCCGAGAGAAAUGCAAAAGAUUUCACAUGAGCCGAGUAAGGCUGUCUCUGUGUCUGACUUCAGUGACCUCCCCAAUAUCCAGCAACAACUUGAGUCCUCUGUUGAGACUGUAAUUGUUGAGGCAGCCCCUGAAUCACCAACUGCACCUGUUGACAGUGCCAACAAGGAUAUAGUUUUCCUUCUGGAUGAUUCUGAUGCAACAAGAAAUGGCUUCCCUGCCAUGCGUGAUUUUGUGGAGAGAGUGGUGAAAACACUUAAUAUAGGUGAAAACACUGACCAUGUGUCUGUGGUCCAGUACAGCAGAGAUGCAGAGGUCAGUUUCUAUCUGAACACACAUGACACCAGAGAUGAUGUUUUGGGUGCAGUCAGAGGGCUGAGACACAGAGGAGGCAGACCCCUCAACACCGGGGCAGCCCUCCAAUACGUCAGGGACAAUGUCUUCACAAACUCUGCUGGCAGCAGGAGUCUGCAAGGUGUUCCACAGAUGUUGAUCCUUCUAAAUGGCGGAAGGUCUUUUGAUGAUGCGGAAACACCGGCCGCUGCUCUCAGAGACAAGGGCAUCAUUGUGUUUGGCAUUGGAGCAGGAAGGGCUGCCGGGGCAGAGAUGAAAAACAUAGCAUAUGACCCCAGUUAUGCUGUGUCUGUGUCUGACUUCUCUGACCUCCCCAAUGUCCAAGAGCAGCUCUCUUCUGUAAUGAGCACAACAGUAGUGCAGGUCACGACAAUUACACCAAAUGUAACCGUGGUGAGACAGCAAGCGGGAAGAGAUGUUGUUUUCUUAUUGGAUGGAUCUGAUGGUACUAGAAAUGAAUUCCCAGCCAUGCAAAACUUUGUCCAGAGAAUGGUAGAGAGACUGAAUGUGGAUGAAAACAGAGAUCGUGUGUCAGUGGUUCAGUACAGCAGAGAUCCUGCUGUCCAGUUCUACCUGAACACUUACUCAACAAAAGGAGAAGUCCUUGGCACAAUCAGAGGUUUGAGGCACAAAGGUGGAAGACCCCUGAACACUGGUGCAGCACUUCAGUACUUGAAGGAUAACAUCUUCACGGCCUCUGCUGGAAGCAGGCGCCAAGAAGGAGUGCCACAAGUGUUGAUAUUGUUAAGCGGUGGCAGGUCUAAUGACAGUGUUGAUGCACCGGCGUCUGCUCUCAAACAAAUGGGUGUCUUGACAUUUACAAUUGGAACCAGAAACACAGACCCGAGAGAAAUGCAAAAGAUUUCACAUGAGCCGAGUAAGGCUGUCUCUGUGUCUGACUUCAGUGACCUCCCCAAUAUCCAGCAACAACUUGAGUCCUCUGUUGAGACUGUAAUUGUUGAGGCAGCCCCUGAAUCACCAACUGCACCUGUUGACAGUGCCAACAAGGAUAUAGUUUUCCUUCUGGAUGAUUCUGAUGCAACAAGAAAUGGCUUCCCUGCCAUGCGUGAUUUUGUGGAGAGAGUGGUGAAAACACUUAAUAUAGGUGAAAACACUGACCAUGUGUCUGUGGUCCAGUACAGCAGAGAUGCAGAGGUCAGUUUCUAUCUGAACACACAUGACACCAGAGAUGAUGUUUUGGGUGCAGUCAGAGGGCUGAGACACAGAGGAGGCAGACCCCUCAACACCGGGGCAGCCCUCCAAUACGUCAGGGACAAUGUCUUCACAAACUCUGCUGGCAGCAGGAGUCUGCAAGGUGUUCCACAGAUGUUGAUCCUUCUAAAUGGCGGAAGGUCUUUUGAUGAUGCGGAAACACCGGCCGCUGCUCUCAGAGACAAGGGCAUCAUUGUGUUUGGCAUUGGAGCAGGAAGGGCUGCCGGGGCAGAGAUGAAAAACAUAGCAUAUGACCCCAGUUAUGCUGUGUCUGUGUCUGAUUUCUCUGACCUCCCCAAUGUCCAAGAGCAGCUCUCUUCUGUAAUGAGCACAACAGUAGUGCAGGUCACGACAAUUACACCAAAUGUAACCGUGGUGAGACAGCAAGCGGGAAGAGAUGUUGUUUUCUUAUUGGAUGGAUCUGAUGGUACUAGAAAUGAAUUCCCGGCCAUGCAAAACUUUGUCCAGAGAAUGGUAGAGAGACUGAAUGUGGAUGAAAACAGAGAUCGUGUGUCAGUGGUUCAGUACAGCAGAGAUCCUGCUGUCCAGUUCUACCUGAACACUUACUCAACAAAAGGAGAAGUCCUUGGCACAAUCAGAGGUUUGAGGCACAAAGGUGGAAGACCCCUGAACACUGGUGCAGCACUUCAGUACUUGAAGGAUAACAUCUUCACGGCCUCUGCUGGAAGCAGGCGCCAAGAAGGAGUGCCACAAGUGUUGAUAUUGUUAAGCGGUGGCAGGUCUAAUGACAGUGUUGAUGCACCGGCGUCUGCUCUCAAACAAAUGGGUGUCUUGACAUUUACAAUUGGAACCAGAAACACAGACCCGAGAGAAAUGCAAAAGAUUUCACAUGAGCCGAGUAAGGCUGUCUCUGUGUCUGACUUCAGUGACCUCCCCAAUAUCCAGCAACAACUUGAGUCCUCUGUUGAGACUGUAAUUGUUGAGGCAGCCCCUGAAUCACCAACUGCACCUGGUACGUUAGACUCUGACUGA